AUUUUUUUUUCUAAUUAAUUUGUUAUAGCUUAACAUUAAUAUUUAUUUCUAGAGAGAGAGAAACAAUGAUGAUCGGAAAAGUAUACUCUGGAUGAUGAGAUUGCAUCACGUCAAUUAAACUAGUAAUGCACUUAUAAUGUAACUAAAGUAUACAUAACUAUUUUGUACACAUAUUUAUUAAACUUCUGAAAUAUUUAUUAUGUUUAUUGAAAACGAACAUUUCAAUCGUACUAAAACUGUUCUUAAUAAAAAGAAAAUUAAACAUGUUUUAAUGAAAUACUAUCGAAAAUAUAGGCAACUGCUGUUUGUUAAAGUCUUCAUAUUUUAUAACGAACAUGAACGAAGGUUUAUCUCGAACACGUAUGUAGUAAUUGCAAAUCACUGCAAAAGCGCAAUGUUUUCUGAUCCGGUUAAACUGAAUAAUAUUAAAUAAUUGUAUCUAUAAAAAAUAAUAAUUACAAUGGAAUCUAAUUGGAAACUGGUGUUACUUCUUUGGCUGGGAUCAAUCAAUGCAGAAUUUUCGGACGAUUGGUCGAAAUUACAGUGCACUUCCCAAAACACCUGCCGUGAGUGCAUCCAACAACCGUCUUGUGCUUGGUGCACGAAGCCGGAUUUCAGUGGAAACUCAAGAUGCUUUCAUUUAAUUAGCGAAGAUUCUAAUUACUGUCCACCAGAAUAUAGUUACAAUCCGGAUAAUAUGCUGAUGAUUUUACAAUAUAAAAGUUUGUCGAGGCCGCGUGUAUCUCCAAUACCUGCUGAAUCCUACACGCAUCGACCCACAUCAUCUUCAAACACUUCGUUGGAGGAAAUUGUGCAGUUUGCACCACAAAGAGUCAAUUUGAAGAUUAGAGCGAGGGAACGUUAUACUAUGCACGCGCAGUAUAUCCAAGUGGAAGAAUUUCCACUUGAUAUAUACUUAUUAAUGGAUUUCUCCAAAUCUAUGGAAGGAAACAGCGAGAAGUUAACUCGUCUAGCUGAUAGUCUCGCUAAAGUUGUGCCUAAUAUAACUACAAACUUAAGACUUGGAUUCGGAAGUUUUGCAGAUCGUACUUUCCAGCAUGCAAUGAGCUUAAGUACCCAAACAAAUCAGUUUUCAUCUCUGGUGAAGAAGGCUGUCACAAAUAACUUCAAUGCUUCAGGAAGCUUGAAAACUGGUGUUUUACCAGUAAAUUCCACUGCUGGUUUGCAAGCCAUCAUGCAGGCUAUAGUUUGCAAGCAAUAUAUUAGUUGGAGAGAGAAUGCUCGUCGCGUUUUAAUCUUCGCUUCUAACUUGGAAUUACAAUCAGAUGAGAUUAAGUUUGCUAAUUACGAUCUGUGUAAUUGGGGAGGUGGCUCAGUAAAUGUAGCAAGAAUCAAUGAGAAAGUAAAACAGAACUCGAUCAAUUUAUUGUUUGCUGUAACUGCGGAUCAGAUGAGCAAUUACAAGAAAGUGCAGGAUAAAAUCGAAGGAUCUUAUACUGUUAUGUUGACUCCAGAUUCAUCCAAUAUCGUGGAGAUGGUUAAGGAGGAAUAUAACAAAAUGUCUGCUGUCAUUCAAUUGAAAGACAACUCCAGCGAUGGUAUUACAAUCAAUUAUUAUUCGAAUUGCUUGGAUCCAAGUGGUGAAUUCAAGAAGACUGAUAGAUGCGAGAACGUGAAAGUCGGAGAUAUUGUCAGUUUCAAGAUCGAAGUCGAAGUGACGCGAUGCCCAAGGGAUCCAGAAGAUUGGAAGCAGAGGUUGCAAAUCUACCCGAUCGGUGUUAACGAGACAAUGUAUAUGGACUUGGAGAUGCUGUGCUCCUGCCAAUGCGAACAGAAGGGUUACGUGGAGAAUGCGAAGGAAUGCAUGGGAGCCGGCACCUACAAAUGCGGCAUCUGCGAAUGCAACCGUAAUCAUUUCGGAAAGCACUGCGAAUGUUCUUCGGAACAUAUGUACAAUUUCAUGAAUACGUUGAGCUGCAAGAGGGAUCCUGAGGAUACCUCAGUCUGUUCUGGACGAGGCAUCUGCAUUUGCGGUAAAUGCUCGUGCCAGAGGGAUACAAUUUAUGGUAAAUUCUGCGAGUGCGAUAACUUCUCUUGUCCAUUAUCCCAUGGUAAAAUAUGCGGAGGACGUGGCACUUGCGAUUGUGGUGUAUGCAAUUGCAAAAGCCCUUGGAAUGGGGACGCAUGUGAAAAGUCUGUCCUUAAAUCCUAAACCACAUCAGAAAUAUUCAACAUAUAGACAAAACAACAAUUUUUAUACCAAAGACAACUUCGUCAACUGAUAUGGAUGAUAUGGAUUCAACAUAAACAUCUUCUAUUGCCCUCAAAAUCAUCCCUUUCCUGAACUUUUUCUAGAAAAUUAUAAUAAUAUUCAAAAGGUGGUACAAUGAAUAUUCUCAAACUUAUUUUAA
This is a messenger RNA of Nicrophorus vespilloides, 2372 nucleotides long. RefSeq names its product integrin beta-PS-like. Gene Ontology annotation, molecular function: integrin binding. The record is from RefSeq and is a predicted model, not a curated record. Gene Ontology annotation, biological process: cell migration; integrin-mediated signaling pathway; cell-matrix adhesion. Gene Ontology annotation, cellular component: integrin complex; cell surface; focal adhesion. Bases 461 to 2173 code for a protein of 570 amino acids. NCBI's taxonomy places the organism in Eukaryota, Metazoa, Arthropoda, Insecta, Coleoptera, Silphidae. The transcript has 6 exons.